Molecule: messenger RNA, 1440 nt
Organism: Orycteropus afer afer
Lineage: Eukaryota; Metazoa; Chordata; Mammalia; Tubulidentata; Orycteropodidae
Gene: SLC25A30
Product: solute carrier family 25 member 30
Biological process (GO): mitochondrial transport
Cellular component (GO): mitochondrial membrane
Source: RefSeq, a predicted model, not a curated record
CCAGGAAAAACCCUGUUGGACGCUAUGUUUCCAUAAAUCAAAGGAGACGGGAGGUUGGUGAGAAUGUCGGCCCUAAACUGGAAGCCAUUUGUGUACGGAGGGCUGGCCUCCAUCACGGCCGAGUGUGGUACAUUUCCAAUUGAUUUAACUAAGACACGUCUCCAGAUUCAAGGCCAGACCAACGAUGCAAACUUUAAAGAAAUUAGGUAUCGUGGAAUGUUGCACGCGUUAGUGAGGAUAGGCAGAGAAGAAGGGCUGAAAGCACUGUAUUCAGGAAUUGCCCCAGCAAUGCUGCGCCAGGCUUCUUACGGCACAAUCAAGAUAGGCACUUACCAGAGCUUGAAGCGAUUAUUUGUUGAACGGCCAGAAGAUGAAACCCUACUGAUAAAUGUCAUAUGUGGAAUUCUCUCUGGAGUCAUAUCCUCAACCAUUGCCAAUCCAACUGAUGUUUUGAAAAUACGAAUGCAAGCUCAGAGCAGUACCAUUCAAGGAGGAAUGAUAGGCAACUUCAUGAACAUCUACCAGCAAGAGGGAACAAGAGGACUGUGGAAGGGUGUGUCCCUUACUGCUCAGAGAGCUGCGAUUGUUGUUGGCGUGGAGCUGCCUGUCUAUGACAUCACCAAAAAGCAUCUGAUUCUCUCUGGACUGAUGGGAGACACUGUAUAUACCCACUUCCUCUCAAGUUUCACCUGUGGCCUGGCGGGGGCCCUGGCCUCAAACCCUGUUGAUGUUGUGAGAACACGUAUGAUGAAUCAGAGAGUCCUCCGAGAUGGCAGAUGCUCUGGUUACACUGGGACCCUGGAUUGUUUAUUACAGACAUGGAAGAAUGAAGGUUUUUUUGCUCUAUAUAAAGGGUUUUGGCCAAACUGGUUAAGACUUGGUCCUUGGAAUAUCAUUUUCUUUGUGACAUACGAGCAGUUGAAGAAAUUGGACUUGUGAAAAGCCACAGGCUGCAUGAGAUACCCUCUGAAAAUGCUGAAAUGCUACCUUCCAAAACAGUACAGCUUCCUCUGUUUCAUGCUGCUUCUCACUGCUUGGGUCAUCACAGAUUCCUGGGUGUGAGCAACAGGUGAUGACUGGGUUAGUACAGAUUGCUAUGUUGGCUGGCAUUGGUUGAGCCUCAUCAAAUGUUUCAUGACAUAAAUUGCAACAUCCAAACACUAUUCCUUACCAUUGAAGUGCCCUUGGACAUCAAAGAUAACAUUCAAAAUGCAUGUUUCUGCUUAAGAAACCUUGCAAGAAAAUCAGGAACUGUGGAUGGUGUCUUCAGGGGAGAGUAGCUCCUGAUCCAUCCAGAUGCGUGGUGAAGACUCUCAGACUGCUCUGAAGAAGCUCAUCAGAACCAUAGAUUGGAGCCUCCGAGAGAGUAUUGCUGUUCUGAACUUCUGGGGACUUUGCUUCUUCUCCACUGAAGAAAUGCUAGGCGUGGAGACCUGGACU